AUGAUCAUUCUCGUGACUGGUGGAAACCGCGGUAUCGGAUUUGCGAUCGUAAAGUCCAUAAGUAUUCGGUUUCCCAAAUCUACCAUUCUCCUUGGUUGCAGAAACAUGACUUUCGGAGAAGAGGCUGUUCUGCAGCUUCAAAAAGAUGGUGCAGUUGCCGCAGUUGAGGCUAUCCAAAUUGACAUUGAAAGCGACUCUUCCAUCAUUGCGGCCGUGAAAAGCAUCGAACAAAAGUUUGGGAGACUUGAUGUUCUUAUCAACAAUGCCAUCAAGCUCGAAAGACCUUCAUCACACGAUCUGACUUGCGUCCGCUCUGCCGCCAAUGCCUGCUACAACAACGCAAUCACUUCCAACAUCGUUGUCACUAGGGCGAUGGAGCCCCUUUUGAGAAAGGCUACAAACCCUCGAGUCAUCAUGGUAUCCAGCACUCGAGGCAGCAUGGGUCGAACCGCCAAGAAAGAGCUACCACCCGUUUCAGUCGUAGACUACUGCAUCGCAAAGGCUGGCUUAAAUAUGCUUGUAUUGCAGCUACAAGCAGCAGAAGAUGCAAGGGCCAAAACGGACCAGAAACUAGCUUUUUGGGCAGUCAGCCCAGGUCAUUGCAAAACUAGCUUCAACGGUUUCAAGGGAACCAAGGAUCCUGCAGACGGUGCGGAAGUCGUCCUGAGACUCUUCGAUUCUGCAGAAGGCGAGAUAGAAGGAGGUACAUUUUGGGAAUACGAGAAUGGUGUUUUUCAAAUGCCGCCUUGGUAG
Molecule: messenger RNA, 753 nt
Organism: Pochonia chlamydosporia 170
Lineage: Eukaryota; Fungi; Ascomycota; Sordariomycetes; Hypocreales; Clavicipitaceae
Product: short chain dehydrogenase
Exons: 3
Coding region: 1-753 (250 amino acids)
Molecular function (GO): oxidoreductase activity
Source: RefSeq, a predicted model, not a curated record